This is a messenger RNA of Cercospora beticola, 1746 nucleotides long. Its product is annotated as Brix domain-containing protein. Gene Ontology annotation, cellular component: preribosome, large subunit precursor. NCBI's taxonomy places the organism in Eukaryota, Fungi, Ascomycota, Dothideomycetes, Mycosphaerellales, Mycosphaerellaceae. The record is from RefSeq and is a predicted model, not a curated record. Gene Ontology annotation, biological process: ribosomal large subunit assembly; rRNA processing. Gene Ontology annotation, molecular function: rRNA binding.
CUCGACAGAAAUCAUCCUCUCACAUCAUGGCCAAACGAAGAACCAAAAAAUACACCCAUGUCGGAGCGGCGAAGGGUGGCCUUCCUGGGGCGAAGGGGCCGCAGGGUGUCGCGAAGCCCACCAGUCGAACGCCCAAGUCAAUGGUGAUCCGGGUCGGCGCAAGUGAGGUCGGGCACAGCGUCGGCCAGUUGGUGAAAGAUGUGCGAAAUAUGAUGGGACCGGAUACGGCAUCGAGGUUGAAAGAGCGGAGAUCAAACAAGCUGCGCGAUUACACAGCGAUGGCAGGACCGCUAGGCGUCACCAACCUCAUGCUUUUUAGCAAAAGCGACAGCGGGAACACGAAUUUGCGAUUGGCAUAUACUCCUCGAGGACCGACAUUACACUUCCGCGUGGAGAAGUACAGCUUGUGCAAGGAUAUCUAUCAGAGCAUGAAGAGACCGAGGAGUGGAGGUCAAGAGUACUUGACAGCACCUCUGCUUGUUAUGAACAAUUUCAUCACCAAGGACCUGCAAGGCGUGAAUGAGAAGGAGAAAGCAAAGACGAAACAAUUGGAGGAUCUAGUACAACAGAUGUUCCAAGGCCUCUUCCCUCCAGUCAACCCUACGCGGACACCUCUCAACGGCAUCAAGCGCGUCCUCUUACUCGACCGCGUGCCCAAAAGCUCCUCUGCCGACGACGAUUCACCCCCAUACGUUCUCAACGUCCGACACUACGCUAUCGAGACUCGCACUGCAAAGUCUGUCCCAAAGCCGCUCCGCCGAUUAGACGCCGCCGAGAAACUGUCUCACGGCCAAAAACGCAAGCGAGCGCUACCGAACCUGGGCAAACUCAACGAUGUAGCAGACUACCUCCUCGACCCAAAUGCAGCAGACGGCUUCACGAGCGGCAGCGAAAGCGAGGCAGAAACAGACGCAGAAGUUGAGAUCACCACAACGAAGCAACGCAAAAUUUCCAAACAUGCAAAGAAAGCGACAGGCGCAAACGGGACACAACAAGCAGGAUCAGCAGCUUCGCAAUUGAAAGAGAACGUCGAAAAGAAGGGCAUCAAGCUCUACGAGCUGGGACCUCGCAUGAAAAUUCGCCUGACGAAGGUUGAAGAAGGGCUUUGCGGAGGGAAAGUCAUGUGGCAUGAGUACAUUCACAAAUCGGAAGCGGAAGUCAAAGAGAUGGAGAAGAGACACCAGGUAAAGAGAGAGGAGAAGGAGAGGAGAAAAGCGGAGCAGAAGGCUAAUGUGGAGAAGAAGAAGGCUGAGAAGGCUGCGAGGAAAGCGAGAGGAGAGGAGGUUGAGGAGAGUGAUGAGGAUGAAGAGAUGGAUGACGACGAAUGGGAUGAUGAUGCAGAUGAUCAGUAUCUCGGACCUGGCGGGAGUGAAGAUGAGAUGGAGGAUGAUGAAGAUGGAGAAGGGCAAGGGAGUGACGAAGAAGAGGAUGAGGAAGGAUAGGCAGAUAGUCGAGACUGGAUAUGUCGCCUCGUUGCCAACGUCUUGAGGAGACCGGAACAUGGUGCUUCUUCAUUUGAGGCACAUACGCAUCGGUGUGAUGGAGCUCAGAGUCUGCUUCGAAUAUAUUGUCUCAAGUGCGCAGGCCCAACGCUCAUAUGCGGAAAUACGCUGUGCAAAAUUCUUGACGCCAUGCGGAAUCGCAUAUUGUCGUUAGUCAUUACAGGAAAAAGGCCUUUGGCAUCAGACUCAAAUCCCACUCCAGAAGCCCAUAGGCCCCGGCGGUCUUUCAGUCGCAGGCCCUUUG